AGUUUCCCUCCAGCCCCGAGCGGGGAGCAGCUCUCAGUACUGAGUGAGGCACCGAGCACUUGAGCUAUUUCAGCCACAUGCAAAGCGUCGGAAUUGAGAUCACAGCUCACAGGACACCGGGCGUCCCUUCCACCUUCUGAGGAGCCUUGUAUUCUUGCACCUGGCUGCCUGGGACUUUCCUUAGGCAGUAAACAAAUACAUAGAGCAGGGAUAAGACCCCGUGAAUAUGUCAAAACAGCCGGUUUCCAAUGUCAGAGCCAUCCAGGCAAAUAUCAACAUCCCAAUGGGAGCCUUUCGGCCGGGAGCUGGGCAACCCCCCAGAAGAAAAGAGUGUACUCCGGAAGUGGAGGAGGGUGUUCCUCCCACCUCGGACGAGGAGAAGAAGCCAAUGCCAGGAGCGAAGAAACUUCUGGGACCUGCGGUCAACCUUUCAGAGAUCCAGAAUAUUAAAAGUGAACUGAAGUAUGUCCCCAAAGCUGAGCAGUAGUUGGAAGAAGGGAGGCUUGAUGUGAAGAACUGAAGAGAAAGAGAAUGGAUUCAAAUGAAAAAGGCUCUUGAAAAAAUUUUAUAUAUUUGUCUGAAGAUUAUGAACCUCCCGAAUGCCUGAGACUCCAGCAGAAAUGUCUUCUUCGUACAUUUCUAUCUCUGCCUUCUAGUUGGCGACGCUUCUUACUUUAUCUUCAUGUAUGGCACCUUGCAAAGCAAAUCAGCUCAAGAAUUCACCAACUGGAAGGUGUGCUUUUGAGGAGGAAAAGGAUUUUACAGAGAGGGAUCGGGCAAUGCAUAACAAUGAUUUUGAUAGGAAGUUCUCUACUUCACACACUAUUUUGAUCAAUAUUUGGAAUGUAUUUUAGUUCUUCACAUCCUAAAUUAUAUCAAUAAACUUUUUAUGAGUUCA
Molecule: messenger RNA, 898 nt
Organism: Zalophus californianus (California sea lion)
Lineage: Eukaryota; Metazoa; Chordata; Mammalia; Carnivora; Otariidae
Gene: SMPX
Product: small muscle protein X-linked
Exons: 5
Coding region: 227-487 (86 amino acids)
Cellular component (GO): muscle tendon junction; M band; costamere
Source: RefSeq, a predicted model, not a curated record